AUGCAGGCUCUCGAAGCUGGCUUGCGACCACAGUCGGCCGGCAUGCUCCCGUUGUAUUCGACGAGAUAUGAGCAGCCAGUGCGUCUACAGACAAAGUCCGUUCAAGAGGCGACGUUCCGUAGCACCCACCCAAAUGUGAGUCUGCGAAGCCUUCGCGUGCCUUUGCUUAUGGCAUGCAGUACACCUAUGUUUGAGUCGGUCAUUGGGCAGCCGGUCAGAUCUCCGUCAACAUUGGACUUCCAGAUGAAGAUAUAUCCCAAUCCAGGGUUCCAAGGACCUUCUUCUCUUCAGACAGUGUUGGACGACCUGGGUGCGCAUCUUGCCGUUGGCAACAAUGCACGCGCAUCCAGCUCCAACGACCAGCUCUCGUCCCGAGAUGGUGUCAUGAGAGAAGAUGCCCGAAAGUUGAUUGAUGAAGGAGUGCGACUACUUGACUCGUUCCUUCAAUACCUCGCUGAUGAUGCUUUUCGGCGCCUCUUCUUGAAGUCACAUGGAAGUGGAUUGGAAAGCCAUCUGGGGAAUUUCCUUAUUUACCCAUUCUUCAACAGUCUUAUCAACGAGAUCAAUGUCAUCGAGAACUCGCAGGACCGACAGGCGAGCCUGAAAAUUCUAUCCCAGCGACUCUUCGAACAGGCUCAACGGCCGGUCGAGAUUACUACAACAAUGACCCUGAACGACUUCACAAGCCUCUACACUGGUCCAAAUCUGAGAUGGGAAUCGAUUGGCCUGAUAUUGACCUUGGCAGGCAUCGUCGCCCAUGAGAUUCGUGCGCCGCAUCCUGUCUGCAAGACCGAAGAGGAGAAACAGGCUCUUCGGACCACGCUGGUGCAUCUCAGCAACAAGUGUUUGGCCUUCUGUGACACAUUGGAUACGCUCAAUGAUGUUACCAUGAUCUUCUUGUACGAGUGCUUCCUCCUGGCUUCGGCUUUCUACGGUGAUCAAAGCUUCAGGGUAUGGCGCCGACUCAAUCACGUAUCCAGUGCUCUUUUCGCGCAAGGCUUGCAUCAGAUUUCCAAAGGUGAAAGCCAGCUUCCAUUCUUUUUGAGACAGCUCCGCAAGCGAAUUUUCAGCCAAAUUUACACGUCGGACAUCAGCUUUGCAGUGUUCCUUGGACGGCCCUCACGGCUUAGUAAACGAUUUUGCUAUCCUGCGAUGCCGUUGGAUAUGGAGGAUGCGAAUAUGCAGAAUAUUACCACUGUCGCCUUGAAUGAGCAGUUACGUCACCUUGAUAGCAGCGGUUGGAACACGUUAGGCGAAAUCCGGAAGAGCUCGGUCAUGAGGUGGUCUGUGAUAUCUGCCAUGAUUCUGGAAGACGUUCUAGAAGUUCUGCUGAGCCGCAACCUUACACAGGUUUCGGACAAAGUCAGCGACCUGCGGUCCAAGGUUGCCCAGGCCUGGGCUGAUCUUCCGAACUUUCUCACAAUUCCCGAACAGGAGGUCUGGCGAAGAGGUCGGAGCGGCCAGGAAGCUGAUACACUCCAUCAAAUUCGAUUAUCUCACUUUCAUACGACUUUCCUGGUGGAAUGGGCUGCUUCACGCCAUGGAAUGCACCAGGCAGGUGCGCUCUUUGCCAGUGCAAGCAAACUGCUUACCUGGGUCAAUGCCGCUCUGGUCAGACGAGAACAACUAGGAGAGAAGGGAGCCAUUUCUCUGUGCUGGACUGUGGCGUCCUGUGGUUUGCCAGCUGCAGGCGCACUAGCAUGGUGCCUCCUGCAACCUCCAGCUCAAACAAACAUGAACGCUCAGCUAGAGCCGGCGGCACGACGGCACGGCAUCGAAAGCCUUUCUGUCCUGCUAGCUCACAUAAGCAUCCUGCAGGAGCCUGGCGAUGGCAAUUAUCAGCUCUUCUGCCAGGCCGCCACGGCUCUUCAAUCAGCAAUGGAUGCCAUUCUAUCCCCACCAUCUCAAAACUCGACGGACAGUCCACAAGAUUUCCUAACGGACGCUGCCAUGGGACAACCGGACUGGUUACUCCCGGAGCACUUUGGGUUUGGGAUGGACUCUUGGGUCGGUCUACCAGAUCAAGGGUCUGUGUUUGGACUGGACGAUAGUUUGUUGUACUGA
Messenger RNA from Capronia coronata CBS 617.96, 2064 nucleotides. RefSeq lists its product as uncharacterized. The record is from RefSeq and is a predicted model, not a curated record. NCBI's taxonomy places the organism in Eukaryota, Fungi, Ascomycota, Eurotiomycetes, Chaetothyriales, Herpotrichiellaceae. The coding region runs from base 1 to 2064 and encodes 687 amino acids. Gene Ontology annotation, cellular component: nucleus. The transcript is spliced from 6 exons.